Aureobasidium subglaciale EXF-2481 is the source of this 1602-nucleotide messenger RNA. RefSeq lists its product as uncharacterized. The transcript has 2 exons. Gene Ontology annotation, molecular function: aldehyde dehydrogenase (NAD+) activity. Bases 1 to 1602 code for a protein of 533 amino acids. Gene Ontology annotation, cellular component: cytoplasm. Gene Ontology annotation, biological process: aldehyde metabolic process. The record is from RefSeq and is a predicted model, not a curated record. NCBI's taxonomy places the organism in Eukaryota, Fungi, Ascomycota, Dothideomycetes, Dothideales, Saccotheciaceae.
AUGGAUACUAAACUACCAGAAUUUAAGGCUACUGCUGUUGAGCAGAUCGAGGGUAUUCACAAGCGUCUCUACGACACGUUCCACUCGCAAAAGACCAAGCCGUUGAGCUGGCGCGUAACACAGCUUCGCAAAUUAUGGUGGGCCAUCAAGGAUAGAGAGCAGCAGCUUGGUGAAGCUCUGCAACGCGAUCUGGGUAGACCUUUCUACGAGGCCUACUUGACUGAGAUUGGUUGGGUACUCAACGACAUCAUCUUUGUCGUCAGCAACAUCGAAAAAUGGGCAAAGGAGGAGGGUGCCGCCGAUGUCCCUUUUACCUUCAAGGCAAUGCGACCGCGUGUUCGCAAGGAGCCAUUGGGUGUUGUUCUGGUUCUUGGUGCCUUUAACUUCCCUGUCCAGCUCUCUCUCGGUCCUGUGAUUGGCGCCAUCGCAGCUGGCUGUACCGUCGUCCUCAAGCCAUCCGAAGGCUCGCCCUAUACCGCUGCUCUCUUGCAAGAAAUCAUGGAAGCCUCGCUCGACCCCGAAGCCUUCGUCUGCGUGCAAGGCGCCAUACCCGAGAGCACUGCCCUGCUAGAGCGCAAGUGGGACAAGAUCUUCUACACAGGGUCUCCCACCGUCGGCAAGAUCAUCGCGAAGAAAGGAGCAGAGACCUUGACUCCCGUCACACUCGAGCUUGGUGGUCGCAACCCUGCCAUCAUCACAAAGAACGCAGAUCCUCGUCUUGCUGCCAGACGCCUGCUAUGGGCCAAAGGUCUGAACGCCGGUCAGGUCUGCGUCAGUCAAAACUACAUCUUGGUCGACAAGGAUGUUCUGCCUUUCUUGGUCAAGGAGCUCAAGACUGCCAUCAAAGAAUUCUACCCCGAGGGCCCUAAGGAGAGCAAGGACUAUGGUCGCAUUGUCAACUCUCGUUCAUUCGACCGUUUGAAGAAGAUGCUUGACUCGAGCGAGGGCGAGAUCUUGCAUGGCGGCGAGAUGGAUGCAGAGACCAAAUAUAUCGCUCCCACCAUCGUCCGUGUCUCAUCAACCUCCGACUCCCUCGUUGCCGACGAGUCAUUCGGACCUUUCAUCCCUCUUCUCCCCGUCGACAAUCUAGACGAAGCCAUCCGUAUCGCCAACCAAGUCGAUAGCACACCCCUCGGUCUCUACGCCUUCGGUAGCAAAACCGACACUAAUCGCAUCCUCUCCGAGACCCGAAGUGGCGGCGCCAGUCUCAAUGACGGCUUCACCCACGCGUCCCUGCCCACCGUCGAGUUCGGCGGUGUUGGCGACAGUGGUGCUGGUUGCUAUCGCGGUAAAGCCUCUUUUGACUGCUUCACCCACCGUCGCGUCGUCACAAAUACACCUGCGUGGAUCGAAAGCCUGCUCAGUGUUAGAUACCCACCGUACAAGGGCAAGCUCGCACAAUACAAGCGCAUGAAUGACUUUGCACCCAACUUUGAUCGUCAAGGUAAAAUUGUGAGCUAUGGGUUUAUUGGGAAGAUCUUGGCGCUUGGAGGUGCGAGUCUUGGUCAAGGCGUCAAGAGAUGGCUUGUUCUCGUUCUCCUUGCUUACGGAAUCAAGUAUGGGCAAUCGCUCGGUCUGCAGGAGAGACUCAAGCGAACCUGA